Messenger RNA from Cuscuta campestris, 2727 nucleotides. The record is from the annotation of a GenBank genome assembly. NCBI's taxonomy places the organism in Eukaryota, Viridiplantae, Streptophyta, Magnoliopsida, Solanales, Convolvulaceae.
CCUUGCCCCUAUUAUAUUGUCAUUACACUAUCAUCAAUCAGACUACUAACUCAUAUUUAGAGAAAAAAAAUAAUACUACGUAUGAGUAUAAGUUUCUUUUUGUAUUUUCAAAACAAUUACUCCGUAUUUUUGUGAAUUAAAAAAAACUUUUUGAAGGUUCAGGAAAAGAUACCCACUAACGUCCAAGAGGUCAAACCUCCUUCCCUACGAUUUUCUUGAUAUUCAUACAAAAAUGGGCGCCGGCUGCUCAAAUGUGUCUGUUUGCGGGUGGCCUUCCAGCCUCAAGCCUUCACUUCUCGGUUCAUCUGACGUUGUGGAUGGGAAGAAAAACUUUUGGCCCAGCUUUACUGAAUUCAGCCUGGAGGAGCUGAGGGCUGCAACUAACGAUUUUUCUUCCGACAACAUUGUGUCGGAGCACGGAGAGAAAGCUCCCAAUGUGGUCUACAAAGGGCAGAUGAAGAAUGACAAACUGGUUGCUGUGAAACGCUUCAAUAAGUCUGCUUGGCCUGAUUCCCGUCAAUUCACUGACGAGACCAAGGCAGUGGGGAGUCUAAGGAGCGAGAGACUGGCUAAUCUUAUUGGAUAUUGCUGUGAAGGGGGAGAGAGACUGCAGGUGGCUGAGUUCAUGCCUAAUGAGACCCUUGCAAAGCAUUUAUUUCACUGGGAGAGCCUGCCAAUGAAAUGGGCAAUGAGGUUGAGGGUGGUGUUUUACUUGGCACAAGCUUUGGAGUAUUGCAGAAGCAAGGGUAGACCAAUAUAUCAUGAUCUGAACGCUUACAGGGUCUUGUUUGAUCAGGAUGGUAAUCCGAGGCUAUCGUGCUUUGGCCUCAUGAAGAAUAGCAGAGAUGGGAAAAGUUAUAGUACAAACCUGGCAUUCACUCCCCCCGAAUACAUGAAGACAGGAAGAGUGGUACCUGAGAGUGUGAUCUACAGCUUUGGGACUAUGUUGCUUAACGUUUUGAGUGGCAAACACAUUCCUCCUAGCCAUGCACUAGAUUUAAUCCACGGCAAUAAUUUCCAGAUGUUGAUGGAUUCGUGCCUGGAAGGUCAGUUUUCUAAUGAAGAUGGCACUCGACUAGUUGAGUUGGCCACGCGUUGUCUUCAUCAUGAGCCGCGAGAAAGGCCGACUUUAAAGUCUGUUGUUGAAUCUCUUCUCUCUCUCCAAAAGGAAACACAGGUGCCAUCGUAUGUCCUUUUGGGUAUUCGCGACGGCGAUGAGAGUCCAGCAGAACCAUUGUCGUUGACACCAAUGGGCGAAGCCUGCUUGAGAAUGGAUCUCACUGCAAUUCAUGAAAUACUGGAGAAGAUUGGGUACCAGAAUGACGAGGGAAUUGCCAAUGAGCUAUCUUUCCAAGUAUGGACGGAUCAGAUGCAGGGCAACCUAAAUUUCAAGAAGCAAGGGGACUCAGCAUUCCGGGCCAAGGAUUAUGAAACCACCAUUGAUGGUUACACACAGUUCAUUGAUGGUGGCAGUAUGGUAUCGCCCACUAUCUAUUUGAGGCGAUGCUUGUGUUAUCUGAUGAUGAGCGACGGCAAGGCACAGAAUGCUCUUGGGGACGCACUACAAGCCCAAAAAAUUUCCCCCCAAUGGCCAGCUGCGUUUUAUCUACAAGCAGCUUCCCUUUUCACCCUCGGGAUGGAAAAGGAAGCCCGAGUCGCACUCCGAAAAGCCACCAAUUUGGAAGCUGCUAAAAGGAGCAGAAACUAAUACUUAAGCUUAAUUUCACCCCUGUGGGUGGUUAUUGAAACCAUUUCCAUUGGACUAUAUAUGGAUGUGGGUACGUGUUAUUAAUAUGUAAUCAGAUGAGAAUAAGAAAACGAGAUGAGUUCAUGAUUCUGAUGAUGUACAAUAUCAAAAAAUUGCAAACACAAAAGAAAAAAGAGCGAAGAUAAUAAACGCAAUAAUGUACCCCCUAAUAGUGUCGUCUUCAAUUGUGUUAAACUUAAGAGCCACAAUGAUAAAGGAACUUCAAAAAAGUAGGGAAAACACAAUGCAUCGACCCCACUACCUAUCAAUCUCAAUGCUCAUUCACUGCAAAAGCUGGAAAAUAUGCAGAUAUACAUCAAACAACCUCUCGCUAAAAGAGUAAAAGGAAUAAAUUUAUAUUUCUAUCACAGGUAAAAGAAGCCAACAAUAUACUCAUUCAAUUGACGAAGGAUGCCUAAACUCUUACAGUACACCAGAAAAUCAAAAUAGAAAAAUGCAUGACAAUUAAAUUCAUGUGGAAGAAUGGUUCUGUACCUAUACUGAGAAUGGGAGUAAUGGAGCAUAUGGGGGCAUAUACUUCAUGGUCUCUGGUGUUUUAUUACUGAGAAUGGGAGUAAUGGAGCUGCAAGACUCCAACCUCCUUAUUCCAUGCCAUGACUUUUGCCUCUUUUAUUUGGUUUCCAAUACAUAUGCAGUAUCCAGUGAGAUGAGUUUUGGACUCACUCUGUUAUCUAGCGCAGAUCCUGAGUUAAAGGGGGCUAUUUCAUGUGAUUUAAAGAGCUGACACUCCCAUUUUGACUUUGUUUUCUAUAGCUUGGAGCUACAGCCUGGUCCUACUUUACAAUCAACUUCUGCAGACUAGAGCCUGGUUCUUUGGCGCAAAUUUCAACAAACCUGUAUUAUUGAAGUCCAUGUAGAUUUUUUGGAAUGUUAUCUUUGUUUAGGAUAUCUAUCUUUUGGUGCGUGUAUUUCCAUUUAUCUUCCUUCCUUGGCCAAACUGUAGGGGCUACUGGCCACCC